Messenger RNA from Lolium perenne, 4066 nucleotides. NCBI's taxonomy places the organism in Eukaryota, Viridiplantae, Streptophyta, Magnoliopsida, Poales, Poaceae. The record is from RefSeq and is a predicted model, not a curated record.
CAUCUACGCCGACUGAACCAUUUUCAGUCGAGCGGGAAUGGCAGCGGUGGCGGUGGACGAGGCGGUCCGGCGGUACCUCGGCGACGGCAAGCCGGCGGAGCUCCUCCCGGCGUUGUUCAAGCUCUGCUGCACGCUGUUCCCGCCGAGCCAGAGCAAACCUUCCGCUCUGGCCCUGGCCUCGCAGCUCCACGCGGACGCCUGCAAGCGUCCCAUCUCCGCCGCCGCCUCCAACUCCCUCCUCACCUGCUACCUCCGCGCCGCGCGCCCGGACCUCGCCCUCGCCCACCUCCGCUGCCCCUCCACCCCCACCGACGACGUCACCUACAACGCCCUCGUCGCCCACCUCCCGCCCACGCCGGCCUACUCCCGCCUCUGCUUCGCGUCUCUCCCUCUCUUCCGGCCCAACCUCGCCACCCUCCUCGCGCUCCUCCGCCGCGCCUCGUGUUACGAUAACCUCUCCGCCGCCGUGCACGCCUGGCUCACCAAGACGGCCUACAUCAGCCUGGGCGGCAACGCGGAGGUCUCCAACUCACUGCUCGCUGUGUAUGCCGCCUCGGGGGACUACCUCGCCGCGUCCAGGAUGUUCGACGAAAUGCCUGUCCGAGACGUAGUGUCCUGGACGUCCAUGAUCGGGGCCUGCCUGGCAGGGGGCUCUGCCGUCCAGGCCCUGCGCCUGUUCCGCGAGAUGCUCGCCGACGGCGCGGUGGAGCUGGACGGGGUUGUCCUCGUCGUCGCCCUCCGCGCGUGCGACCACCUGGCCCUCGGAGCCUCCCUGCACGCCGUCGCGGAGCGCCGCGGGCUGCAGGGUGAUGACGUCUUCGUCGCCAACUCGCUCGUCGACAUGUACGCCAGGUGCCUCGACCUUCGGUCCGCGAUGAAGGUGUUCGAGAUGAUCCCGGGGAAGAACGUGGUGUCCUGGAAUAGCAUGCUCUCAGGACUCGUGCACGCCGGCCGCUGCGCCGAGGCGCUGGAGCUGCUCGGCUCUUCGUCCUUCCUGAAGGGCGGCGAUGAUGUUGAUCUCGACGAGACCACGCUGGUGGUGCUGCUACAGCUGUGCAAGAAGCUAGGCGAGGCUAUGUGGUGCAGGUCGGUCCAUGCCGUGGCUUUCAGGAGGCUCUGGUUCGCCUCGUCGAGCCUGCCGCUGCUGAACGCGCUGCUCGACGCCUACGCAAAGUGUGGCCUCCUGGAGCACGCGCUCCGGCUGUUUGGAGGGAUGCGCGACAAGAACGUCGUCACCUGGAGCACCCUCAUCGCUGGCUGCGCCCACAACUGCAGGCCACACGAGGCGAUGGCAUGCUCCGUCGCGAUGAGGGAGGCCGGGAUGAUGCCCAACUCGAUCACCAUGUUGAGCAUCCUCCAAGCGUGCGCUGACUGUGCGGAAACCAGGGCGUCGAGAUGUGCCCAUGGCGUGGCUGUCAGGAGUGGGCUAGCCCCGGAGCGGGACGUUGGCAACGCUCUGGUGGACACCUACGGCAAGUGCGGCGACCUGACCACGGCAAUGAGGGUGUUCGACGCGAUGCCCAGAAAGGAUGUACUCACCUGGAACUCCAUGAUCGGCGCGCUGGGGAUGAAUGGCCGCGCGCCGGACGCCCUCGCCCUCCUCGACAGGAUGGAACGGGAAGAUGAUGACAAUGUCAGGCCGAACGGCGUCACGAUGCUUGCUGUUCUGUCGGCGUGCGGGCAUGGAGGGCUGGUGGAGGAGGGCAUGGCACAAUUCGAGCGGAUGACGGCGAAGUACUCACUGCAGCCCCAGGUGGAGCACCUGUCGUGCGUGGUCGACAUGCUGGCGCGCGUGGGGGACCUCGAGGGGGCGACGAAGAUCAUCGAGGAGAGGAUGCUGUCCGCCACCAGCGGAAGUCUAGCAGCAGCCUGGAGCGCGCUGCUGAGCGCGUGCAGAAGCCAUGUCAAUUGCGAGGUCGGGCGGGACGCGGCGUGUCGUGUCCUGGAGUUGGAGCCUGACAACUCGGCUGGGUACCUGAUGUCAAUGAGCAUACCAGGCGGUGAGCCGGCGCGGAUGCGGUGGUUGAUGAGGGAGAGGGGGGUGAAGGUGACAAGCGGACACAGCGUGGUGCAGAUCGGGCAGGAGGCUCACAGGUUCGUGUCUUGGGAUGGAUGCCACCUGCAUAGGGCGCAGGUCUAUUCCAUGCUAGGUCUCCUGCAUCAGCAAAUACUACCGCCUACACAUGAUUCAAACCACCAUCUUCAUCAUCAGCAUCUUACCUUAUCAUGUAUCGAUGCUACUACUCGUUAAUCGCCACAUCCAUCUGAAUCAUUGGACACAUUAUGUUACGCAGCAAUGGCCCAGAUGCACUUAGUUAGUUUCAUUGUGUUGUUACCAUCCACUUCAUCCUGCCUAGUCUUCAGCCAGCGUCGCAAGGAGGCACAUGUAAGAGGACAUUAUUACCCGAGUACAUAAUUCACUCCACUCGCCUAUCUAAGCUAGCUAGCUGAACUCUGUAGGUACAGUUUGAAACUUUAGAUCGUUCUUAGUUUAUUCAGUGCAAUUCUCACCAUGACACCAUGGUUCAGGAUCUUUGCUACAGAAGUCUACUUAUAGCCCAUUUUCCUUGAAACAUUUUUCGGGACAUGGCGUUAUCGUUUUAGUUCCUCGGGAACCACCAUGGUUUGUUCAUCUCAAUGCUUCUGCUGCUUGUUUGUUUUGACGGUGUUCAGCUGACAGGUUUCGGGCUGUCCAAGUUUUGUCGUCUGAUGAACACCACAGAUAGUUGCAUGGAGAAGGUGUGAAUUUUAGCUUGUUAUGCAAUUGGUUACAAGGCUUAUAAUUAGUUGUCACAUUUAGAAAAGAUGAGCUCAACAUCGAAAAUAGCAUCUUCUGUUUAUUAUUUGCUUGCCUGCCUCCAGCUCAUGGUAUUUUCCUAUGCAAUUGGUUACAGAACCCAUUUGAUUCCAGUGUAUUUUUUUUACCAUGAGAAGCUGACAGCACAUGAUGGUAAAUAGACUUUUUGUCACGUAUAUAUAUAUCAGGCAGGAAACUCAUGGUAUUUUCCUAUGCAUCACAGUUGUGCAUUUCUUGUGUGGAACAUGAAGUAUAUAGAUAGAUCAUGUCCGUGGACUGAAAGCUCUCCUUCCACAGCUUUUUUAACCAAGAAAAGCAAGCACCCAUGAUCAAGAACCCCACCAUUCCAUUCUCCCAUCAGCUGACCGCACGACGCGCGCGGCUGGCCAAGUAUUCCCCCAUGGGAGGAUGCGCUGAGGGUCUUCUUUGUUGUCGUCAUCUACUGGCGGUCAAGGCCGGAGGACCCGAUGGGGACUACACGUGGUUCAUAUCGCCUCUGGCCUGCCGCAGUCGCCCUUCUUCCUCCUCACAUGUUUGGAAGUUUCAGAUCCAUACUUUUUUUAUUCCUAGAAAUUUUAGGCUGAAAGCUUCCAUGACUGUCUGAGUUGGAAGUUCUAAAUCAUCAGAUGAAUAAAUUGCAAAAUAUUGUUUAACCCUGGGAGUCAAAUUCCUUUAAACUGAGAGUUCUAAAAAGUAUUCCCCAUGCGUCUUGUAGUACGAUACAUUACAUACUUGAUUGAAUUCAGAGUCAGAGUAGUACACUUCACUAGGCCUGUCUAAGACACAACUUGUCCUAAAAAUGUCCCUCAACACUGUUAGUCUCUUCAACAACCUUCGACCAGGAGAGAUACCAACAGGCAAUCAGCUCCAGACACUCGACGAACCCUCCAUUUAUUGCAACAUCACUGGAUGGGUCAAAGGAAGAUCACCAUCAACUUGAAACCCUGUGGCUGUAUUACUCAGUGAUUGCUGGAGCUGUCUUUGGUUUCUGGCUGUGGUUUGGAGCUCUUGAGGUUGGCGCUCUUCGGUUGCAGCAUCAAUGCCAUACAAAAUUGCACCCCGUUUCCCACAAUGCAGUAUUUUUCGAUGUCUUCUCUCAAUUGCAUUAUAAACUAUGGAUGUAGGUGUAUUGUUGAGGAGACUCAUCUUUAUUUUCUCCCAGCAAUAAGCUGCAUUUAUCUGUUCCUGCGUGGACAGAAUUGAAUUAUAGCUGUUAUUAUGAUACGGCCUAUUUCUUACGCAGACUUGUAUAAGGUUUUAUUCUCUCAA